Molecule: messenger RNA, 1506 nt
Organism: Aedes aegypti (yellow fever mosquito)
Lineage: Eukaryota; Metazoa; Arthropoda; Insecta; Diptera; Culicidae
Product: proteasomal ubiquitin receptor ADRM1 homolog
Exons: 2
Coding region: 622-1098 (158 amino acids)
Biological process (GO): ubiquitin-dependent protein catabolic process
Cellular component (GO): nucleus; cytoplasm; proteasome regulatory particle, lid subcomplex
Molecular function (GO): proteasome binding; ubiquitin binding; endopeptidase activator activity
Source: RefSeq, a predicted model, not a curated record
GACGUAACCGCUAAUUUCAUAUGCAAUAUAGCAUCUUUUUGAUCCUAUAUUACAUCGCCUCGAAAUUACACAGAAUCAACGUUACCAUUUUUCUUCACAUCGUAUUUGUGUAAUAAUCACACCUAAACCAAUCCAACAUUACACAGAAGCAGAUGCAACCAAGUCGUUCUAACUUAUGUGUGUGAUAUUACACAAUUUCGAUGUCAUUUUGCAUUCAGCACCAAUGCAAUGAUACAUCUUGCAACACUGCUCAUACUUUGUUUUGGUCAGCGGUUCAAGAUGGCCGGCGUGGCAGCAGUCCGCGAUCGCGAUUUUUUUUUAUACGGAUUUAUUGUCGCGAAAACUCCCGGAAUCUUAUUUGUAAAAGUAAAAAGUAGUGCUUUUAUAUCCGACGAAUUCUGUAGUCGUUCGUAGCCAAUGCGAAUUGUAAUGUGGUGAAAAAAAAUUCAAAUAGAAAAAACCCUACCAGUGGCCGCAGCAAAAGUGUCCUACCAAGCAGUGCGAUACUCGAGAAAAACUUCGACCAGCGAUAACCGUAAUCCUGAUGACAACCCUCGGAGUCCGGAAAGAGGAUCGCUGAGGCAAUCCAUCACACCGUCGCUCUUGGCGGUUUCCCUAUUGAUGUGGCGAAGAGGAUCCAGUUUUUUCGCCGGAUUUGUCCAUAGAAUCACCGGUGCCGGAAAUCGCCAUCUGGUGGAGUUCUGCGCCGGAAGGAUGAAUCUGGUCAACAAGAUGGUUCACCCGGAAAACCGGAAGAGGCUGGUCUACGUGUACCAGGCAGAAAACGGGUUGAUCCACAUUUGCUGGAAGAAUCGCACGACGGGAAACGUGGAGGACGAUCUGAUUGUGUUUCCAGACGAUGGCGAGUUUAAAAAGAUCGAGAACGUAAAUAAUGGGCGGGUGUUCCUGUUGAAGUUUAAGAGUUCGAGCCGUCGGCUGUUCUUAUGGAUGCAGGAACCGAAGACGGAUAAGGAUGAGGAGUGGUGCCGCCGUAUUAACGAGUUGAUCAACAAUUCGCCGUCGUCGAACAAUCUGGGAGAGAGAUCGGGACGCGGCGGAAAUGGAAGCGACAAUGGGGACCUGCAGUACAUCAUGUAAAACAUGUCCCAGCAGCAGCUGAUGCAGUUGUUUGGACGACCGAUGGGAGGAUUGUGCAGCUUGCUAGGGUGGAUGAGAUCGGUAGGAAAAACAUGGCUGAGGCAAUUUAAACACAUCCUUGAGUGCCUUCAGACUUGUGUUUUAUUUGGAAGGGUUCACUGCGGUUCCUCGGAUUCAUCAUCUGAAACGUCCUAGUUAUUAUGCUCCAUAAUUUAACCCAAGAUCAGUCGCAUGCGUGUACAGAGUACACGCACCCUGAGGAAAGGUCGAUUUUCAUAAACAACACGAGCGAGGUGGUGCUGGAGAUGGCUGAAUGCGUGACCGCUCUUGAGUUAAAUAAUUGUUUAGUACAAUAAAAAUGUAUAUAUUAUGCAAUAAAAAGUAAUUGAUGAUUGUCAUGACUCUGUA